AUGGCUAUCUCCUCUAAGGUGGAUCCCGGUAUACAAACCAACAUCUCGACAGUCCCCGAGGACAAACCCAAUGCCUCCAAUAACUCAUCUCGACCGCCAUUUUUUCGAAGCACGCUCUUUCAAAUUCUAAUCGUUGGCCUAUGUGCCUUUUGUGCCCCGGGAAUAUGGAGCGCCAUGAAUGGCCUCGGAGUAGGCGGGUCCCAAAGUCCCGACCUGGUCAACGCGGCCAACGCUCUCCUCUACGCCUUCAUGACAGUGACAUGUUUUGCGGGGCCAUGGAUUACCAACAUCAUUGGGUUCCGCUGGACUCUCGCCCUGGGAUCGAUAGGGUAUCCGCUAUACGCAGCAGGGCUGUACCUGAACAAUCGCACUGGUGCAACCUGGCUUGUGUACCUGGGCUCCGUGACCUGUGGUCUCAGCGCGGGAUUUUUCUGGAGUGUCGAAGGUGCCAUUGCGACUGGUUACCCUGAGCAACAUAAACGUGGUCGAUAUAUUGCGACGUGGUUUACUUUUCGCAAUUUCGGCAAUAUCAUCGGUGGCGCCGUCUCGUUGGGAAUCAAUCAUAAGGUCAAUCACCGAGGAAAAGUCGGAUAUCAGACAUAUCUUGCCUUUAUCGCAAUUCAGUGCCUAGGUCUAUUCUUUGGAUUAUUCCUUUCGAAUCCAGAGAAAGUGCAAAGAGAUGACAACACCAAGAUUGAAGCCCCUCAGGGUAUCCACUGGCGAGACGAGGCUAAGGCCAUGUGGCGAUUACUGAGAAGCAAAUCCAUCCUACUCCUUGUCCCGCUGUUCUGGUACUUCGGAUGGAUCCAGGCCUACCCCGGUACAUAUCUUGCGACCUAUUUCACAGUACGAUCGCGAGCGCUGGGUAGCUUCAUGUCUGCCGUAGUUGGCACCCUUGCGACUUGGCUCGGUGGCUCUCUCGUUGAUCUCCCAUGGAUCAAGAGUCGAAAGCGCCGCGCGAUCAUCACAUACAUCCUCAUUGCCCUUUUGAACAGUGCAACUUGGAUCUGGGCCGUCAUCAUUCAGAAUGAAUACAGACAUACCAACCCUGUCUUGGACUGGGGAAACCAGCGUGCUUUUGGCCGUGGCUUCGGGCUGUAUCUCUUCGAGCGGAUCAGUCUGGGCUUAGUGGAGAACUAUAUUUACUGGUGCAUUGGCAAUCUUUCGGACUCGCCUGGUGACCAAAUUCGAUACAGCUCGCUACUCAGAGGUAUCGAGACAGCAGGGGUGGCUGUGGGAUUCGGUGUCCAAGCUGUGCCCACUGCAUUGAUUGCUACCGCAAGUAUCAAUUUUGGGCUGUGGUUUUUGGCAUUGCCGUUUAGUUACUAUGCUACAUUGCAAGUUGUGCGCAAGUUUGAGAGCUCAGCACAAAAGUCUGCUGGUUUACAGACAGAGGAAGAGGGCAAUGCGGCAGUCGUGGUUCAUUAA
Molecule: messenger RNA, 1428 nt
Organism: Penicillium daleae
Lineage: Eukaryota; Fungi; Ascomycota; Eurotiomycetes; Eurotiales; Aspergillaceae
Exons: 1
Coding region: 1-1428 (475 amino acids)
Source: RefSeq, a predicted model, not a curated record